AUGCCAUACAACAACGCGCCUAUCGAGCCACCGCAGGAGAUAACGGGUUCAACAGCCCUGCCCCUUGCCCGAGUCAAGAAGAUCAUUGCACAAGAUGAAGAUAUUGCACAAUGCUCUAAUUCCGCAUCGUUUGCAAUAGCCGUGGCUACGGAGAUCUUUGUCCGCUACCUGACCGAACAAGCACAUACCGUGGUCAAGUCAGAACGAAAGCCGCGGAGAAAUAUCGCCUAUAAAGACAUAGCCAACGCUGUAUCGAGAAUCGACAACCUUGAGUUUCUGUCGGACACAGUACCAAGAACCAAAACGUACCGCCAAUACAGAGAGGAGAAGGCCCGAGAAGCAGAAGAAAAAGCGGCCCCUGCAGGCGCUGUUAAUGGGGUCAGUGGCGAAAAUGGAGCCUCGAUCCUCACUAUGAUGAAGAACGGUUAUCAGAACGGUGUCAACGGAGUGAAUGGCUCAGGAGCUGAUGGUCCGGGAAGACCUCAAUCCUCGCACUCUCGGACACACAGUCAUCCAGAUCCGAUCAGAGACAUCGAGAUGAGCGGCUAG
Molecule: messenger RNA, 549 nt
Organism: Cladophialophora yegresii CBS 114405
Lineage: Eukaryota; Fungi; Ascomycota; Eurotiomycetes; Chaetothyriales; Herpotrichiellaceae
Exons: 4
Coding region: 1-549 (182 amino acids)
Cellular component (GO): nucleus; CHRAC
Molecular function (GO): protein heterodimerization activity
Source: RefSeq, a predicted model, not a curated record